Molecule: messenger RNA, 1047 nt
Organism: Colletotrichum navitas
Lineage: Eukaryota; Fungi; Ascomycota; Sordariomycetes; Glomerellales; Glomerellaceae
Exons: 1
Coding region: 145-717 (190 amino acids)
Source: RefSeq, a predicted model, not a curated record
ACCAGCGCUUCCGGAGAGAGCCGGUCCAGGGAUGCCGACUGCUUGCUAUUGCAGCAGAGACAUCAGAGUCGUAGACAGGUACUUGAAGAAGAUACACACUACGGCGGAGCCAGCAGAGCAAGGGGCCGAUCGCAUCCGCACUUCAUGCACCUCCAGACCACGCCCCGUUUGCCUCCUCCCCUGGGUCUGGUUCAACUUCAUGUCAACAAACACCAGGAGGUGCUUGUGUAUCUUUGUUGCCAGGCUCGAUGUUGUGCCUGUCAGCCGGGCCAUGUUAACGCCAGACGUCUCGUGGGGUCACUUGGCUGUGCGACCGUCUGCCUUCCCCUCCCCCAACAGGCCGGAGGUAUGCGCGAGAUCGCCCAUCUAGACUCUCUCCCUGUCCCUACCCAAGUCACAGUAGAAAAGAGAAACGCCAUCCGCUCGUUCGCUGGCGCACUCGCGAGGCCAAACGAGAAAAAAUUUGAGUGGGAAGAAGAAAAGAAGGAGAGUCUGACUCCCCACAACGUUCCGGGGAGCAAGCAUUUCUCCUCCCCUUUCACCUUCGUGCUCCCCGUCCUUCGCCCUUCACCCUCAGUAGACCAACGCCAACACCGACGCGGCAUCAUUCCCACCUGCAUACGAAAAAAGGACAGAGAGAGCUGUAGUCGAGCCCCGCACACAAACGCAACGCACCUCAGACUUGCGAUGGGCGUCUUGGCGCCGGUAAUAGAAUAGCGCUAGAAAAUAACUUGAGCCACUGGCCCCGGCAUCGGCGCCACGGCACACCUGCACCACGUUCAGGGUCUACGACGGCCUUUUUGCCCAGCUCGGAUUCUUUGUCUGACACGACGGACUCGCAGACGGAUCACGGGCCUAGGAUGAUAAAGAAAACUUGGGGCUUGCAGCAUUACUAGCGGGAACUUCGGUCUGAUACAGGACUGGAACAUACACACACCUCCCCUACUUUCUCAAUCAUCGCCACCCGUGAAUAGAAUUUACCUCCAACAAAUCGUGGAAGAGGACAAGAAACAAAAAAAAGAGGAAAAGGCCCAAGCAUAACUCUGC